Molecule: messenger RNA, 3105 nt
Organism: Lynx canadensis (Canada lynx)
Lineage: Eukaryota; Metazoa; Chordata; Mammalia; Carnivora; Felidae
Gene: FBXO16
Product: F-box protein 16
Exons: 8
Coding region: 109-1131 (340 amino acids)
Molecular function (GO): protein binding
Source: RefSeq, a predicted model, not a curated record
GACAGAGUCAAAGGAAAAGCUGCCAUGGCAACACCAGAGCUUGAGGCUUGAAGAAGGAGAUGAGCUAAAGAGGUAUGGUUUUUCUUAUGGAAAGUAUUCAGUUAUUUCAUGAUGGCAUUUGCACCUCCAAAAAGCAUAGAUGGCCCCAAAAUGCAGACAAAGAUGAGUACCUGGACACCCCUAAACCAUCAGCUUUUGAAUGACCGGGUAUUUGAAGAAAGAAGAGCUCUGCUUGGAAAAUGGUUUGACAAAUGGACAGACUCUCAACGGAGAAGAAUCUUGACAGGCCUGUUAGAACGUUGCUCCCUGGCACAGCAAAAGUUCUGCUGUCGAAAGCUUCAGGAAAAAAUUCCAGCAGAAGCUCUGGAUUUUACUACCAAGCUUCCAAGGGUGUUAUCUUUAUACAUCUUUUCUUUCCUGGACCCCCGAAGCCUUUGUCGUUGUGCACAGGUGAGCUGGCACUGGAAGAACUUAACUGAGCUGGAUCAGCUCUGGAUGCUCAAAUGUUUACGAUUUAACUGGUACAUCAAUUUCUCUCCAACUCCCUUUGAGCAGGGUAUAUGGAAGAAGCACUACAUUCAAAUGGUAAAAGAACUUCAUGUUACCAAGCCUAAGACACCUCCAAAAGACAGGUUUGCGGUUGCUGACAUUCAACCAGUUACAAGCAGUUCUCCAGAGGAAAAGCAGUUUCCAGCAUCUGCUUUCCGGUCCUCUUCCUCUUUGAGAAAGAAGACUCAGGGGGAGAAAGAACUCCCACCCUGGCGAUCCUCUGACAAACAUCCAACUGAUAUCAUUCGCUUCAAUUACCUGGACAACUGUGAUCCCAUUGUGCAAAUCUGGCAAGGAAGGAGGAAAAGACAUGAAAUGAACCCAGAUUUCAGCCAACAGUCACAUGAUAAGAAAAAUAAAUUGCAGGAUAGAUCUAAACUAAGGAAAGCACAGUCACUGAUAUCCCUGAGUGCAGAACCCAGCCCCGCUCUACAAGUUCCUGCUCAUCUCGCCUGGUCUCCUCAUGGGUGGGCAGGGCUCCCAGCCACCGAAGCAGCAACGAAAAUCCUCACACAGCAUCUCCAGAGGCACUCUGGGCUUCAGGCAAUACCCAUCCAGGCUCCAGAUCCGGAGUCAGUUUAAACCUGUGAAAGGAUUUCGAUAGAAAUGACAAGAUGCUCUACACAUUGGAGAGUUGGAUAUUACUUGGCUCAUCUAUUAGAAACUUUCUGCUUAGGUACCUUCUUGGGAUAGCGAAUUCUACAGUAUUUCAGUGAAAGGUAUUCAUGGCAUAAGUGCUGACAUAUUUACAAACUUAGAUACAAAUGUGAUGAUAGAUACCAUGUGGUUGAUAAAGGGACACAGGUUAGCAGGGAUGGCCUGCUUUUGAAGAGGCAAAAGGGAAAGGGCCUGUUGUUCUAGAACCCAGGAAGAGCUGUAGCCACAGGAGAGGGGCCAUCCAACAGGAUGUAUUCUGUGUGGUGCAGGAACACAGCCACUUCAGAAACCAAGGCCUAGUGGGGAAGGAAGAGGGAGAAGACCCAACCCCUCGACACUGACAGUGCUUGGCUUUGGUCAAACCUAUCUGGAAGUCAGAGAACAAAGAAGCCUGGGGAGAAAUGUGGCCAGGAGUGGGUCGGAGGGGUGUUUCCUAAGAAGGAAUUACAUUUCCCAAGAAGGAAUUAUAACUGAUAGUCAAGCAACAUAAGUGGGCUCAAAAGAGUAAUUUGGAAAACAGAAAAUGUUACUUAGCUGCAAAAGUAUUAGUCAUACAUUCUAAACUAAACCACCUACUCAUGUACCAUUUCAAGGUCCAGAAGUUACCAUUCUAAGAUACUAAUUUACCUAAGUAAAGCAGAAUGAUAGAAAAAAUAAAUGUUUGUCAAUUGUGCAAUGCUGAACAUGUUAUGUUAUUAUAUUGCAUACCAUAACAUGUACUAAUAUACACAUAUUUGAAUGUUUAAAAUAUUCAAAUUCCAUGGUCUGGAAGCAUGGCCCAGGAUACAGUGGUUUGGAUGCCCAAAUGAUUGGUGUAGGACAAAACAUGCCAGCUUACAUUUGAUUAAUUUGCACCACCCAAGGUGACACUAAUACAGGACUUUGAGGCAGAGAAGAAGGAAAACACACCCAGGAUGAGACCUUGUGUUCUUCCCAUGGGCAAAGCAGCUGGCUAUCAGUUAAGAUUCCUUCUUCCUGAAGACUGAGCCCUCAUGGUCGGCCCCCAGGAGUCAGGUGCAGCUGUGUAGCUGGGAUAGCCUACAGCUUCUGCCCUGCUUUGCCCCACUGGCCCCCCUGGGUUAUGUCCAGGAUCCAGUCACAUUGUGGGCAAUAUUUGAAUGGACCAGUCUGGAGUAUGUCCCCAGUAUCUUCUGAAAUAAACCAGAAUCCUCUGGGGCAAGGACCUAUCAAGAGAAAGAAGGGCUGUCUAGUACAAGUGGUUUUAUCUUAAGCUGUAUUUGAGUUACCUAUUCCUAUAAAACAAGCCACACCCAAACUUACAACAAGAGCCUGUUAUUCCCCUCAUAAAUAUGCAGUUUGGGAGGGUUCUGGGGAAGAACUUGUCUCUGAUCCACACAACACCCUCUAGAUAUUCCCAACAGAGGGAUGGAAGAGCCAAUUCCAAGAUGGUGUAGGGGCACGGUUGGGAAGUGCAUGCUAGCCUUCCACUGGGCACUCAGCCAGGGCUGAGGGCAGGAGCCACUGUUGUUCUUCAUUUGGGCUGGGAUUACCUAGCAUGGGGGUUGGGUUCUAAGGAUGAGCAUCCCAAGAGAGAGACAGGUGGACUCUGAAUCACCUCUUUUGUCUUAGCCUUGGAAGUAUCUUGGUGUCACUCCAUUGUUCCCUGGAGACCACAGAGGUUUGUCCAGUUUCAAGCAGAGCGGGCAUAGAGUAUGGAGAGUUGCAAGGUUCUGGAAGAACAUGUGGGAUGAGAAAGAGAAUUGUGACCAUUUUGGAAUAGACUGUCUACCUCAGGGUAAUGGUUCCCUGUGUGCCCCUUAAUUAUCAUUGGUCACAGCACAGUUAUAUGAACUAGGUACACCCAUGGAAUUAGUCUGCUUGGGCAGCAUAACAAAAUACCACAGACUAAGUGGCUUAUAUAGCAGACAUUUAUUUUCU